AUGGAAAGCAGACUGCAGGAACUGGAAGAACGGCACGUUAGCGUGUACCGUGAGCUCUUAACGGCGUUAGACGAGCUCUAUCUACUCAGGAAGGGCAUUCAACCCGAGGACGAAACGCUAUUGGUGGUGCGUCGCAAGCUACAAUCUUCGCUGACAAUGACGGCUCCUAUGAUGAGCGCGAUGAAUGGCAAGACUGCGUUGGACAAAAGGCUCACAAGACUGAUGAAAGAAAACCAUGAGCUGGAUGCAGAGGUGGCGGCGCACCAGGACGAAAAGCUGAGGCUUCUACGCGAGCUGAGCGACGAGCGCAUGCGCUACAAAGAACUGGUCAACAACGCACGCGAGCUGACCGAGAGGCAGGCGCACGCGCAAGGGAUUGGAGAACAAAGAAUGCCCCGAGGCCGCCAGGAUGCUAACAAGAGUACAGACAGCGACUUGUAUGACAGCAGCGAGCAAGGCGAUUCGACAGAAGCUGGAUCAGAGCAGCGCGACAAAGCCCAGAUCGAACGAGAAAAUGAGGCUCUUAGGGAACUGCUUGUGGGAAUGAUAGUCCACGGGGGUUAUCUUGGUACGAAUAAGGUGUUUGACGAAUGGCUGGGGGAUCUGUGA
Messenger RNA from Lachancea thermotolerans CBS 6340, 609 nucleotides. RefSeq names its product Mcm16p (gene MCM16). The transcript has a single exon. Bases 1 to 609 code for a protein of 202 amino acids. The record is from RefSeq and is a predicted model, not a curated record. Lineage: Eukaryota; Fungi; Ascomycota; Saccharomycetes; Saccharomycetales; Saccharomycetaceae.